Mesocestoides corti is the source of this 720-nucleotide messenger RNA. The record is from the annotation of a GenBank genome assembly. Lineage: Eukaryota; Metazoa; Platyhelminthes; Cestoda; Cyclophyllidea; Mesocestoididae.
AUGGCAAAAGUUGAAUUCGGAGACUGCAGCUGGUUCAUGCCUCUUGUUGAACAAACGACAGUUAACAGCGUCCAUAGCAGACAAAGUUUUCUCACGGAGUCACACAAAACUUGCCUCGCAGAUCGAUAUUUCACCACCUGUUACUUUCCGGACGUUGGUGAUGAGGAAGGCAAUGAUCUCUGUGUAAUGCAGCACUCGAAUCGUGUCUGCGUAAUCGGACUAGCACCUGGCCAUCAUCUCUUCCGUGGUUGUUCCUCGGCCAAGUCAAGCAAGUCCACAGAGGCUGACGCUAGCGUUCCGUUUUCGCGCGAACACCAGGUUCUUGGUGUUGACUUUCAGCUUUCGCAAUCGUUCAACUUGCUGGACACCAAAAUAAGCGGUCGACGAAAGAGGGGUAGUCACCACCUCCAGCACCCCAGUCAGUGUAUUGGGUAUGCGGUCUGCGACCAAGGCGAGCGUCACCCCCUUGUGAGCGGCCUUCCUGGUCGUCUCUACGAGUCCAACUCCCGUCUAGCCCUCAACUCUACCAAUCGCAUCCCCCUUGCUCCCAUUGGACAUUCAGGAAAUAACCUUGCCUACCUCGCCGUAGUCAUGCCUCCUCGCGGACGCGCUGACGAGGUUGACAUCCGUUCGAAACGCCAGUCCGUUGCCCUCUCCGCUGACGAUAUUCUUGCCCGUGGGCUCACUUGGGAGGCGUACAAGUCGUUAAGGAAUUUGUAA